GUCUCCGCUCUCCGGCUGGCGCAGUCAGCGACUGGGUCUGCCGCGGGUCGGUAGGCCGGUGCGGGGUCUGCCGCGGGUCGGUGGCCGAGCGCAGAGCGCCGCAAAUCACUGCGAACCGGACCGGACAGGAGGCCGAGCCGUGCACCGCGCUACACCAGUCCGCAGGCGGGCGGGCAGGCUCGGAGCCAGUGCGAGCAGAGCCGGCAGUGUGGGGAGAGCUGCGACAGCGCGGUGGCGAUAGUAAGUGUGAGCGAGGUUUUUUAUCGCUGUUACCCGGGAGGACAGAGGUGUGAGAUUUGUCGGACCAGUCGCAGCGGCGACGGCGGCCGACCUUCAGCGCUGACCUUGGAGUGCGGCACGGCAGCUGAUCUGUACGGAGAGGAGCGGCCCGUGCGCCGGCGUCCCGUCAGCCCAGCGUAACUCCCAACGGAACAGUUCAGUCAGGACGCACGGCUGUUCACGCAGCGUGCGCCGAGAUUCACAAGUGCCGGCACGGUCGGCAUCGCUCAAUAAUCAGCGACAGGGCGUUGCCGGGCGUCAGUAGUCGGUGGCUGACUGAGCGUCUGGCUGGUUGAGCCGCAGCUCGCCAUCUAGGGCCGCAUCUCCCAGCCCUCCAGUCGCCGCUGAGGGCCCAUCAGGAGCAGCUCGGGAACCCACUAACCCCGUUCGCCAUGGCACGGCACAGACUGCUGACCGGCCUCCAGUCCGCGGCCGCCGGCGGAGUGCCGAUUCUCAGCCGCCUGCCGCGGCACCGGCCGCCGCCGCUGCACCUCUGCCGAUCCACAGCCGCCAGCUCGGCGGCGACGGCGGCGGCGUCGGCCGCGCUGCCCUUCUCGGCCGUGCCCGGCCCCUCGGUGGUGCCGCUGCUGCGCAACCUGCCGCACAUGCUGCCCGGAGGACGCUACUUCAAGAUGCCGGCGAUCCAGCAGCUGGAGCUCUGCCGACAGGAGUACGGACCCAUCUGGAAGAUCGAGCUGCCCUGGCAGCGGCCUAUGCUGUUCCUGGCACGUCCCGAGGACGUCAAGGAAGUGUUUCUCGCCGACGGACCGAUCCCCAAGCGGCAGGACUUUGAGGCGUUCGCGGCGUACCGCACCUCGCGCGGCCUGGGUGUCGGAAUCGCUGCAGCCGAGGGUGAGCAAUGGAAGGAGUACCGGGAGCUGGGCCAAACGGUGCUCGGCGGCCCGCAGUCGGCGCUACGCUACGUCGACAAGAUCACAGACGCUGCCGACAUGUUCAUCCGACAUCUGCGCUCGGUGCGCGGUGGCCCCCAGUCGACCGAGCAGGCGCCGCCCUACACCGUCUCCAACUUCCAGGAGUCGGCCAAGCUGUGGGCCUUCGAGAGUAUGAACACGAUGGCGCUAGGCGCCCCGAUUGGCAUCUACGAGCGGGAUGCCGAGGCGGCGCGUCUCUUCAACGGCACCAUGGAGCUGUUCGAGUGUUUCACCGAGCUGAAUCAGGCGGUGCCGCUGUGGCGGCUGUUCCCGACGCCGCUGUACCGGCGCAUGGCGCGCUCCACAGACGUGGUCUGGGACACGUGCAGUCAGUACGUGCGACGCGCGCUGGCCGAGCCCAUAGCUGGCUCCAUGGUGGCCAUGGUGGCCGACCAGGUCACCUCGGACCGCAAGCUGAUGAUGGUGACGGACAUCAUCGGCGACCUGCUGCUCUCCUCAAUCGACACCACGUCCACGACGCUCACCUACCUGAUCCACUGCCUGGCCGUGCACCCCGAGUGCCAGGAGCGCGCCCGACAGGAGGUGCUCGCCGCCCUGCCCAGCGCAGGCGACCAGCCGACGGCUGACACCAUUCCGCAGCUCUCCUACCUGAAGGCCUGUCUGAAGGAGGCUCUGCGGAUCCACCACGUGACGGCCGGCGUGGGCCGCGUGCUCUCCAAGGAGCUGGUGCUCUCCGGGUACACGGUGCCGGCCGGCGUGCGCUGCGUGCCCCUCAGCAUGCUGAUGGCGCUCGACCCGCACCUGUUUCCCGAGCCGGAGCGGUUCCUGCCGGAGCGCUGGCUGCGCUCCUCGCCCCAGUACCAGAAGGUGGCCCAGUACGCCUACCUGCCGUUCGGCCACGGACCGCGGAUGUGCGUGGGCCGCCGGUUCGCCGAGCUGGAGAGCUGGGUGGCCGCCGCCCAGCUGCUCAGACAGUUCCGCAUCACCACGUCCACGCCAGAGUUCGGCAAGGUGAUGAAGCUGAUCAACAUGCCGGACAGACCCAUCGACUUCCAGCUCAACGACCUCUAGACUGCGCUAUUUGGAGAGUGCCUCAGUGGGUCGCGUUCUGAGGCCGCGCUGAGGACGCCACGCACAGGAUCUUGAUCACCACUUGAUAGCCCCCGGCAGCUUACACAGUUCGCAGUCCGUCUGCCCUUUGACAAGGCAGGUUACUCAGUAUUCGGCAGCUCAUGGAAUAAGGAACAUAGGUACUUAGGUCCUUGUAGCCAAUAUCUAAGAUCCUACCAUUUGCUCAGUUGACUUAACAGUUUUGAUUGUUUACUUAACACCUUUACCUGACAGCAGAAAUUUUCAAACACAUCUUGUGGCGCAAUUUUAUGGAUAACCCUUUUAAAGAGCUUAUUUUUUAAUGAGUGUUUAGGUAACUGUUAUGCUUACCCAUGUUGCAUUAGAACUUGUUCUAGCUAAAUAGCUUUGGACGUUGAACGUCAAGGUGGAAGCUACUAACCUAACCAGAUGGAGCACACAUGGUGCGAUGCUCUGUAUACAAAACGGCGCGGAGAUAUUCCAUGUCGUUUGCUCAGACACAACAAUGAUGUAACGUGCUGACAUGCAUGCAUGUUUUACAUCGCUGUCUGCCUUCAGCGGCUCCUGAGAUUGAGAGUCCAUAAGGCCCUUCGCUGAACACUUCAUGAUGCUUGUCAAAUAAAUCUGAGCUUGUAUUAA
Molecule: messenger RNA, 2900 nt
Organism: Amphibalanus amphitrite
Lineage: Eukaryota; Metazoa; Arthropoda; Thecostraca; Balanomorpha; Balanidae
Product: cytochrome P450 CYP12A2-like
Exons: 1
Coding region: 672-2243 (523 amino acids)
Molecular function (GO): heme binding; iron ion binding; oxidoreductase activity, acting on paired donors, with incorporation or reduction of molecular oxygen
Source: RefSeq, a predicted model, not a curated record